Molecule: messenger RNA, 632 nt
Organism: Durusdinium trenchii
Lineage: Eukaryota; Dinophyceae; Suessiales; Symbiodiniaceae
Source: the annotation of a GenBank genome assembly
CUGGAAUAACACCCAGUGUUUGUUCUUGGUAGUUCUCCUCGCUCCUGUGGCCAUGGCAGAGUCCUCCGCCCAUUUGCGGAUGGUGGAGGUCAAUGGCAUUCGCAUGAGGAUCGCUGAAGAAGGCGACCCCUCACAGCCUUUGGUGCUUCUCCUGCAUGGCUGGCCGGAGUUUUGGUACUCCUGGCGAUGGCAGCUGAAGGCUUUGGCCAACGCCUCGUACUACGCGGUCGCACCGGAUCUUCGCGGCUUUGGGCAGACGGAGGCGCCGCUGGCAGUGGAGGACUACGACUGUGACUUUCGGCUGGACAGAGGGCGGAAUCCGAGUGCAUUGGACAAGACCUUUUGGCUCUCCUGAAGUUGUUGAAGAAGCCUUGUUACGCGCUCGUCGGUCACGAUUGGGGUGCGAUUCUGGCUUGGCACUUGGGAUGCCUCUAUCCAGAGGCCUUUCCAAGGCUAUGUGUGAUGAGCGUACCACCUGUCACGCUGGUCGGCAAGAUGCCACCAGUGAAUCAGAUGUCAGCCAAGUUCGGUGAGGAUUUUUAUUACAUCCUUUACCACAACGAGUACCUCCACUAUGGCGAGCCCUGGCCCAUUGACGAUGCGUCGGCGCGCACAGGGCCUGCUGAGAAGGA